AAAAACAAAAAGUAAGUUUGAACCAGAAUCGUCUUUUCGUUUGCAGUUUGUUUUGACGGCGGCAAACAUUGCCACGAUAUCGCUGGUGACGAUGAUGGUGCUAGAUUUCUCAGCUAGUGCUUGUGUCCAGUCCUGGUUGAGCUUCUUCAUGGCUUCAAUGCAGUGUGCGCAGCAUCUAAUUUUUUCACAAUCGUGAAAUAUUUGCAAGAUAACUUCUGCUACCCACUAACGUAUAGAGGAGAGCUGAGUCGAAAAGGACACACCACUGCCUGAUAUCGGUCGGAAUACAUUAUAAGCCAUUGCUGUAGCCUAUUUCCUACUUUCGUGCAAGUUCGGUUUCCAAAUUGAACAUCAGACAAUAAUAAUAUGAGGUAGCACAAACCGUUCGUGUCAAAUAAUUAUCCACCCCGCACCUGAUGACUAUAUGGUGAACACGAAUCCUGCCUAUCCGAAACGGGAAAAGUGGACCAGUGAACGUUUUAGUGCAGCUAUGGCUAACCUAGCGCUGCAGAGAUUCCUGCCACCGGAGAUACGCGUUUCACCGAGGCAUGUGAAGAUCUGCGCCGCGCUGAUCCUGGUGCUGUUUGUACUGCCGAUGGUGUACGUAGUACUGCGGCCCGGACGACGUAGUAGCUAUGGAAUACAGGGCUGGGAAGGAGCCGGAGAUGUGGGGGCCGCGCUCAGCAUCUACAACCCGCCGUGUUUGGUGGCGAAAGGCACUCACUUCGCACUGCACAACAAGUCCAUGCUGAUUCUGAGCGGCGCUAUCCACUACUUUCGAGUGCCCUCGGCAUACUGGGAGGAUCGCAUGCGCAAGCUGCAGUCGAUGGGAUUGAAUACGGUAGAAACGUAUGUUCCAUGGAAUCUUCAUGAGCCCCGACCAGGUCAAUUUGACUUCUCUGGAAUGCUAGAUUUACGGCGGUACAUUCACAUCGCAAAAACGCUGGGGCUGAAUGUGAUCCUGCGACCGGGCCCGUACAUCUGCUCUGAGUGGGACUUUGGCGGUCUGCCAGCAUGGCUGAUGCGUGACAACCACAUGAAAGUUCGCACCCUAUACCCACCAUUUGUGGCUGCCGUCGAGCGCUAUUUCAACAAGCUCAUACCACUUGUGGCUGACCUGCAGUGUCACCGGGGUGGGCCUAUCAUUGCUGUUCAAAUCGAGAACGAGUAUGGCUCGUUUGCUGCGGAUGCAAACUACAUGAGGUAUUUGGAGAAGGCAAUGACAUCACGUGGCAUAAAGGAGAUGCUGUUCACAUCCGACAACAUGUGGGGAACCGGCCUGAAGAGCCACUUGCUUCCUGACAUUCUUCAGACGGCCAACUUCCAGAAAGAAUGGAAAGAGAAUAUUGACCUUCUGAAGGUCAUUCAGCCGAAUCGUCCGCUGAUGGCUAUGGAGCUGUGGUCUGGCUGGUUUGAUCACUGGCACGAGGAAAGCCACCACACAACCAAGCCGGAGGAGCUUGCCGACACCGUCGAGAACAUGAUCAAGAACAACAUGUCAAUUAAUUUCUACAUGUUUCAUGGUGGAACAAACUUUGGCUUCAUGAAUGGUGCGAAUGAUGGCGGAAAACACGAUGAAGACUACAUGGCGGAUGUCACAAGUUAUGACUAUGAUGCACCGUUGAGCGAGUGGGGUGCAACGACACGCAAGUUUGACCUUGUUCGAGAUGUAAUCAAGCGGCUUGUGCCAGGUGCAGAGUUUCCAGCAUUACCUGAUCCACUGCCUGUCAAAAGCUAUGGCCAGGUGGAAAUGCACUUGUGCCUACCUCUGCUGGAAGCCUUGUCUUAUCUACCAAAACCAACAGAGAGUAAAACCCUGCGGCCCAUGGAGAUGCUGAAUGUCAACGAGAAAAGCGGCCAGGCAUAUGGCUACGUGCUGUACCGCACUAUGAUGUCCGGUGAGACGCGGAAGCUACGGCUGAGCGACGUGCAUGACUGGGCUGCGAUCAUAGUGCCCGGUGAGGAGACAUUGUACAUGGAGCGCUUCAAAGGUGCUACGUAUGACCUCAAACCCAGCAAGAAACACAAGCGACAUCUCAACUUGCUAGUGGAGAAUAUGGGUCGUGUCAAUUACGGCGAAGCACCGCUAACAUCACGAAAAGGUAUUCUUGGCAAUGUGUGGGCUGAUGGUAAUGUGGUGUCGGGAUGGACAACGUACUCCAUCGAGUUCAAGCCAGACUUCCUGUCCAGUAUUAGUUCAGGUGGUCAGUGGGAACGGUCACCACCACCGGUACGCUCUGGACCUACCCUGUACAAGUCAAGCCUUCGCAUUGACGGCGAGCCAGCAGACACAUUCAUUGACCUGAAGGGCUGGAGUAAAGGUGCCGUCUUCAUCAACGGUAUCAACUUGGGUCGCUACUGGCACGUUGGACCGCAGAAGCGUCUGUACGUUCCCGCACCAUUCCUGCGCAAGGGAAUCAACACCGUUAUCAUAUUUGAGGUGCAGCAGGCACCAACAGACUUCAUGGUGACUUUCUCCGACCAGCCAGAUCUUGGAUGAGAGUAGAACUUUUAACCACCUCCGUGUGCCGCUGCAGGACAGAAGGCGAAGCUUGAUGGCCGACGGUCGAACUUGCCGAAAUUCUGGGAGUCAAGGAGGGUUCUCUGAUGAUGGAUAUUGCUUGCACAAGCAGCCUUGACAAAGGCCUACAUUGCACGUUACAUGUAUUGCUCAUCCAUUCCUGAAAGAAGCGUUUAUGAUAUUUUUAAAGUUUAACCUAUCCCCUCUAACCAUUCUAACCAAAUAGGCGUAUUAUAGAUUCAAUGAAAGCGAUAUCUCAUUUUUUAGACUGUUGAUGCUAGUAGUAGCGUUAUGUAAGAAAGGCGAUCAAAUUAUGGAAUACACCAUGCGAAAUUAAGCCUUGAUUUCUUGAGCAGCGCUGGAAAUUAAAUGUUCAACAUCAAUCAUGAUUGUACAAUGUACGUAUAAGUUCUGGUGAGAUGAGAAAGAUGUUCUAUACAAUUUUUUUUAAUUUGUUG
Messenger RNA from Sycon ciliatum, 2979 nucleotides. Its product is annotated as beta-galactosidase-1-like protein 2. The record is from RefSeq and is a predicted model, not a curated record. Gene Ontology annotation, molecular function: beta-galactosidase activity. The transcript has 19 exons. Lineage: Eukaryota; Metazoa; Porifera; Calcarea; Leucosolenida; Sycettidae. Gene Ontology annotation, cellular component: vacuole. Bases 425 to 2500 code for a protein of 691 amino acids. Gene Ontology annotation, biological process: carbohydrate metabolic process.